AACUUUGUGCCAUUAAGUAGCUUUUUCAAGUUUUUUUUUUUUAUUAAGUACAUCUUUCUUAAGCAUUUGGUGCUGCAUUUUAGCAGACUGCACAAGAAAUGGAAAACAACCCACACAUCCAAAUUCCAAGAGUCAAAUUGGGUACCCAAGGCCUUGAGGUCUCAAAACUAGGCUUUGGUUGUGGAGGACUUUCUGGCAUAUUAAAUGCUCCUCUGUCACAUGAAGCUGGGUGCAUAAUCUUAAAGGAAGCAUUCAACAAAGGUAUCACCUUCUUUGACACAGCAAAUAUAUAUGGGCAUGAGGGUCACAAUGAGAUAAUGGUGGGAAAGGUACUGAAGCAGCUUCCUCGUGAGCAAGUCCAACUGGCGACCAAAUUUGGGUGUAUAUUUUCCGAGGACUUCCAGUGUCAAGUCAAAGGGACUCCAGAAUAUGUGCGGCAAUGCUGUGAAGAAAGUCUCAAGCGGCUUGAUGUGGAUUACAUUGAUUUAUAUUAUCAGCACCGGACAGACACAUCUGUGCCGAUAGAGGAAACUAUGGGGGAACUCAAGAAGCUAGUGGAGGAGGGAAAGAUUAGGUACAUUGGCUUAUCUGAAGCUAAUGUGGACACAAUUAAGAGGGCGCAUGCUGUUCAUCCCAUCACUGCUGUACAGAUGGAGUAUUCUCUUUGGACUCGUGAGAUAGAAGAGGAUGUAAUUCCGCUUUGUAGAGAAUUAGGUAUUGGGAUUGUCGCAUAUAGCCCCCUUGGCCACGGGUUCUUUGGUGGGAAGGCAAUCACAGAAAGCUUGCCUGCAGAAAGUCUGAUGGGUUCUCAUCCAAGGUUUAAGGGAGAGAAUUUGGAGAAGAACAAAGUUCUUUAUGCAAGAUUUGCUAACUUAGCAGCAAAGCAUAGUUGUACACCUCCUCAACUAGCUUUAGCAUGGCUUCUGCAUCAAGGAGAUGACGUGGUUCCAAUACCUGGAACAACUAAGAUUAAGAACCUAAAUGCCAAUAUUCAAUCCCUAGCAGUGAAGCUCACACCAGAAGAUGUGAAGGAAAUCGCGGAUGCUAUCCCUGUUGGUGAAGUCUGUGGAGAAAGAGAGCAUGAAGUGAUGUCUAAGUACAAGUACCGGUUAGCUAAUACACCAUUAAAGUAGUAAUAUCAUGUUUGUGAUAACUCAUGAAGGAACUAAUCACUAUUUCUGAGCUUCAAUAGCUAAUUUGUUUUUGAAUAAGUGGAGCUCAUCUAUUAUUGUCCAUGUAUUGUUAUCCCUUAUUGUUAUUGUCCAAACUAAAGCUAUCCUUUACCACUA
This is a messenger RNA of Lycium barbarum (goji berry), 1289 nucleotides long. Its product is annotated as perakine reductase-like. Bases 99 to 1133 code for a protein of 344 amino acids. NCBI's taxonomy places the organism in Eukaryota, Viridiplantae, Streptophyta, Magnoliopsida, Solanales, Solanaceae. The transcript has 7 exons. Gene Ontology annotation, cellular component: cytoplasm. The record is from RefSeq and is a predicted model, not a curated record.